AGGAUUUUUGUUCUCUCAAGUCAUUCUAUACCGUGGGGUUGAGUAUUGGGUUGUUCUUUCUUUCUUUCUUUCUUCUUUUCCUUAUGGCUGUAUCUCCAAUACGGGACAUGUCCACUAGCUGGUUAUAUAUAAUCAGUAUUGGCAGUUCACACUAGAUGGCGAUGUAUGUACCUCACGAGACGGGCAUUACAUGUAAUAAUCGAGUGUGAGGUUCUACAGAGUUUAUACACUGAAUCCGAAUGGUGUUGGGUGAAAUUCGUAUGAGCAUUCACUUAGUUUUUUUUAUAAAAACCGAUAUUGGUUAAUGCCACUGGGAGCUGGGCAUUGGAUUCCUUUAGUCUGAGCUAUCGUAUUUCUUGAUUUCGACCAUUUUACCCCGCUAGAUGGGCUCACGUUACGCAAUAAUGCAAAACUUACUGCCACUGUUCCACAUCAUUUCAUAUUUGGUUAGGUGCAUCGGAAAAAGAUGCUAUACUGUUUAGCGGUAGUUUCGGGUAUAUGGUAAUGAUCGAGCCAUGUUGCAAUUGUGAUAUGACUUUAAGAAGUCGACUUAGUUAACAGUCGUUACACUUUAUUUAGUUUCAGAAGAUUCGUUCCUACAUUGUGUAGGAAAUUAAAACCAUGAAAUUUAAUUUGUAAAAUAUUUGAAAAUAAUAGGUUACACAAGGAGCCUUUAGGGACAUGUUUCAUUUUUCUAAGAUUAAUGAAAAAGUUUAAGACAAUGUACUUCUCACAUCGUUAAUAAAACCAUUUCCUUAAGAUGUCUUUCUGAGAUCUGUUAACAGGACUGUGUUAUAACUUGUAUUUAGCCAACGGAGGCUUGCGCACCUUUAAUUCUUUAAGAAGCCACUGUUUAUCGGCACAUUGCUUAAAAACACGUGAACCAAUCAAAGCCACGGGUUACAAUGAAUCAAUAAUCGAUACAUGUCGAUGUUGGUUCGUUGAGCUGUGUAUUCCAUUGCUGUUACAACUUCUAUUCAGUCACUGGCAUCUACAAACACCUCCAGAUAUCGAGCAUGCCAUAGUGGCUCAAGAAGGCCCAACAGUGGGGUUCCGUGUCGAAAAUCGAAGGUCGAAGGUCGAAGGUGCUAUGUCGCAAGUUAUUCAAGGAGGGUGGGGCGACGUCGCGACGAACGAUGGCCGUUGCGUGAUUCUGAGCUCAGUUGAGCAACCUAAUCGCAGUUGCACGAAUAUAGAGUAAUGCUCUCCGCAAACGAUUGAAGAAUUUGUAUGAACGAUCCUUUCGAAAGAGAAGAAAAUUCGCGAAUCUUCUUCUAUCCAGUUAUAAAUCUUUGAGUGAUGAUCCUCUUGAGAAUUGGAAGCUGGAAAUCAGGAACCGAAGAUUCUUCUUACUAUUUUACUUACGGUUUAUCAGUUGCUAUUUACGAGUGAUCAAACAAGCAAACCAGGAAGCAAGAGAUGGAAUGCGAAUACCCGGGCACCACCUACAUUCCGGAAGACGAAGAAGUGUCGCGAAGGAAUCGUGAACGCCAGUUGGUGCAAGAGGGAACAGCACUCUGGAAGAAACGAAAGGAAGAGCUUCAACGUCAGAAGUACCGAGAGCAACGAGAACUUCGUGAAAUGCUAGCCAGUUAUUCACCUUGGGGAAGACCCGGUGGCGGAGCACCAUGUGCUUCCGCACUUCGAAAGAAAAACGUACGUCUCGAGCCGGCGACUCCUUCGAGAAACUGCAUUUAUGAGGAUUGGAAGAAGAACUCGACGACCCAGAGACUCGUAAAAUUGGAGCCGAUCGAUACUCGAGACAUCCAGCCUUCCUCUGGCGCCGUUGAUGCGAAUCGGUUUUUCCAGAUGGAUUCUAGGCGCGGUAGGUCCUUCGUGGCCCGCAAUCGAAACAACGAGGAAAUUCAGAUUUACAAGUUGACGGGCGGCGUCGAAUUGGUCCCUUUGCUGACCACCCGAAGGCAUCACGCUCAACCGCAAACUACUCGCUAUUUGGCGACCGACGCGACGCGUCCUGGUUACACGAUAGACUCGUUGCGCGGCAUGGCUGCUGCAAGCGUAAAUCGAGAAUACGUCAGGGACCUCGGCGAGCAGAUACGUUACAAACGUGAAAGGAUUCUGGAAGAGCGAAGGCGCGAGCAGGAAACUUCUCGUAAACACUUUGAUACGUGGAGAAGAUUCUGGGGCAGGCCAGGUCACGGGGCACCGACGCAGCAUCUCUACAGGACCAACCUCUACGAUAUUCUCUAUCGAGUGGCCCUUUAAUCACUCUUGGAAUCGUAUCUACAGGAUCGUUCGGAGGAUCUCGAAAAAGAAAGACACCUGCUGCCUCGCCAUCUACAGAGAAUCGAGACUCAUUCGCCAGAGAUCGUUAGAAUCAUCGCACCGAAUCUGCGGUCCAGUAGGUUCUCUCUCGGGCCAUCCGCAUCUCCCGCACCUUCCAUGUCGAUCGAUGCCGCACAAGUGAACGUAUCCCAAGUAGGAAUGUAUCUCCUGAUCCUUUAAAGUUCGGACCACUGCUAAUUUCCUUGAUCACUAAUUAAAGGCUAACCGAGCAUAUUUCUGGAUGAGAGAUUUAAAAUCGAGACAAGGGCAAUGGGUGACCGGGAAUGUAAAAUUGAUGGAGUCGAUCGAAUUAACGUGGCCCAUUGGGUCUUCAAAAGAUUAAACGAGAUGAUUUCCUCUUGUCUCCGAUGUCUCCUGACUCCACCCCCCCCCCUCCUUUCCUCUGCAGCCCUCUGUCCCUCUCCAAAAUCCUACACGUCUCGUUUCGCGAAGCCUCGGCAGUCCUGCAACCAGAGUACCCGUCGCAACCGCCGCAACCGCCGCAACCGGCACACCACCAUUGUCCUGGCUAUUGUAUCCUGUUACCACUGUCGCCCCGUUUGUAUAAGGGUGAUUCAUUUUCCGCGAAAUAUCAGUUCCUGUACCGCUGAAUUUCAGCCCGUAAAACCGGUUCGCAUUGUUAUGGAACUGGGUCGCGCUUACUGGCUUGUAGGUCUCACGACGCAAAGCAGAACUCCAACCGCUCACGUAUCCACGUCUCGACCUGGAUGGUGUCAUCCUUCUAAUAAUAGGAACGGGCAACUGCAAGCUCGAAAAGUGCCUUUAAAAAGCACAAACUUUUCAUUAUAGCCUCAUGAAUGGGCUUUCACAAUUAUUUGGCCCGAUCUGACUAGCUCGAGUUUUAUUAAAUCCGGUUUCAUCAAGCAGUUCACUCGCUUUCCACUUGGAAAAUAUGAGUUAGCCUCGCUAAUUCCCAUCGAUCUCCACGUAUCCACGAAGCUCCGUGAAUUACACUUGGAUUGUCUUAGGGGUCGCGAUUAACUUGUUGCAGGUAGACGGGAAACCGGAAAAUUGGGAAACUGCUCUAGGACGGACACUUCCUUCCGCCUUGAUUGGUAGGUAGGCCCACAACAAUUUCUUUAAAAGCUAUUGCGGUGACUUUGCAUCAUCAAAAGCCACCUCCAGCAGCAAUAUACAUACAAUACAGUCUUUGUUCUCACAGACAUUCGAUCCGUCGCCAACUGCAGCGACGCAAAGUACUUGGUAGGCUUUGGGCUCGAGUAAGUGUUCAAUUAUUCCUCUGAGUAUUUGCAAGCGGAUAUGCAUCGCGUGUGGCCAAAGUCACAGUCAAAGCACUUCAGUCACAGUCGUCGUCGUAUUUUCUUUAGAUAUACAAACGUGGUAAGACAUUUUCAAAGCAGGAGAGCAUGGUAGCCGAUUAUUUAGUUGAAACAAAUCUAAUAUCGUAAUACAGAGAUAGAUGUGGGUGGGCGAGGGGGCGAGGGGGGGGGGGAGAUAGACAGUAGUUCUACUGAUUUCAUUUACUGUCGCCAUUACCAUGCCUCCAAUGCAGAUUUAAAACUAACUUGUGAACCUUUAAGCAUUUUUUUUCCAGUUGUAUAUAUUUAUAUAUUUCUAUCAACUAUAUUCUAUGUAGAAUUCACGUAUAAAACAUAUACAACUUAUAUAGAACAUUCCCACCUAGGUUGGAAAAAUCUUUGCACUUACGAAGAUUAUGCGGAAAUCGAAUAAUUGGAUUUCGAGGCUUUGUUGAAUUGUAAAAAUUGGAUUUUCUUCCCUUUUCCGCAUUGGAUCGGCACUUCAAGGAUAGCUGCGUUCACAAUCAAGCAUAGUGAAUUCUCGUAUUCGUUGGAACGUAUCUUGCAUUGGAAAUUGAUAGCACUUUUGACGCAAGUUGAAGAUAAGUGCUCAUUUGACGACGACGGCGUUAAAAGAAACCUCCCAAAAGAGAAAACAAUAAGAUUAAGUAUGUGGGGAUCUCAAGUGUGAUUGGCUGACGUAUCGUAUGCUUCUCGUUCGAGGCGCUACACAUGUAGAAGAAAAAGCAAUGGUGACGCGACGCGUCGUGCGAGAUCGCCUUGCUAAAGAAAUGUAAUUUAUCAACGGAUCAUUGGAUGACGAAGCCAGAGGAGGCAGUGCUCGAGGAAUCGAUACACUCCAACGCUUCUUUACCCUUAGAGCCUUGAGACUGGCAAUCCUGCAGAUAGUUUCGAUGCGUAAUUACGUAUACACGAAGGGGGCCGACUACUUGAGUGCGCGCACUUAAAAGUUGAGCCGAGUAUAUCGAGCGGCAGGCAGCCGGCCUGACUCCUCGACUGCCUGGACUGCCUGGACUGCCUGGACUGCCUGUCGCGGGGGAGGUCGAUGGUCCUGCUGACGCUUAAACUCCAAGGUGCACCAGUUGUUCUAGAAGCCACCGCGCAAUCCUGACGUUCGUUCCACCACCUUCUCUUACUUCCUGCUCGUUUACUCCGAUUCACUCUGGAUUCGGCCGAUCAAGCGACGGCAAAACAACCAUGGCACGACUACGGCUAUUACUAUUAUUACUAUUGUACUACUAUCAACAAAGAAGGAAAUAAAUCGCAACGAGUUCCGUCAUUUACGAUAAAAUUGAUGGUCCAUAAAAUCCUCUAUUAAAAUAUUUCGAUUUCAAGAUGGUCGCCAUCACAAGGUUGUAUCAUACUUGGUUGGCAGCGAUUGCCAAUUCUCCUCGUCGUAGUAAAACCUUUAUAUGAGACACAAGAGAUGGACCUAAUGAUUCUUUCGAGUUCGGCGAGGAUCACAUUGUCUCUCGCGACCUCUACCGCGCUUUGUCGGUUCUUUUUAUAUUUUUCUUUCCUCUCAGUCAGAGAAAGAGUUACCGAGUCAGUGGAUUUUGCGAACAACAUUAAUCUGAAAAUUUAGGCUGACUUGGGCAAGUGACAUUUAUUCCCUCUGCGUCUCUAAAUGUCAUUAUUGUGCAAUGCGUCUUUUGCUACAAGUUCAGAAACGAAUAUAGUCCUUUCGCGAAUGUAUGUACGUGAAUCACGCGUGAGGGUGGAGAAUGUUGCGUGGUUUUGUCAAUAGGUAAAAUUAGGGGUGGGGAUUCAAUAUCCUCCAAUUCUUACAAUUAGUUCUUUGAUGCUCUAUCCGGGAAAUAUGGAAGAUUCAAAAUUGAGUGUCCUGAAAUAUCGAAAGGACGAACUCCCGAGAUCCUACAUUUGUACAUCGUCCGAUGGAAUCUCCCGAAAGGAAUUCUUCCCCAUAAUGUCCGGUCGUGACUAUUGGAAGGAGUCGUAUUUUCGGAUUCCAGCUGACGUACAAUGUCCACGGAGCAAUUCGGUCGAAAUUAUGUGACGAUUUUAUUUCUCUUUUCAGGAAAAGUCACUCACUU
Molecule: messenger RNA, 5641 nt
Organism: Cephus cinctus (wheat stem sawfly)
Lineage: Eukaryota; Metazoa; Arthropoda; Insecta; Hymenoptera; Cephidae
Exons: 8
Coding region: 1420-2226 (268 amino acids)
Source: RefSeq, a predicted model, not a curated record